Molecule: messenger RNA, 3131 nt
Organism: Medicago truncatula (barrel medic)
Lineage: Eukaryota; Viridiplantae; Streptophyta; Magnoliopsida; Fabales; Fabaceae
Product: MDIS1-interacting receptor like kinase 2
Exons: 2
Coding region: 67-2907 (946 amino acids)
Biological process (GO): protein phosphorylation
Molecular function (GO): protein binding; ATP binding; protein kinase activity
Source: RefSeq, a predicted model, not a curated record
CAACACUUCAUUGAACAAAUAAAACAAUUAAAGAAACCAUUUUCAGAAUUUUGUGAUCAUCACACAAUGUCCAACCUUAACCAUAUGCAUACAUUUCCAAUUCAAGCUACUUUGUUGGUUUCUUUGUUGCUAGCUCUAUGCCAAAUCACUUCAGGACUGACACAAUUUGAAGCCUUGUUAAAGUGGAAACAAAGUCUCCCUCAACAACCAAUUCUUGAUUCAUGGAUCAUUAACAACUCUAGUUCAACACAAACACCAUGUUUAUGGAGAGGUAUCACUUGUGAUGAUUCUAAAGGAAGUGUUACAAUCAUAAACUUGGCAUAUACUGGACUUGAAGGUACUCUUAAUCACUUAAAUUUGUCGGUUUUUCCUAACCUUGUUCGUCUUGAUCUUAAAACAAACAAUCUCACCGGUGUUAUACCUGAAAACAUCGGUGUUCUUUCGAAACUUCAAUUUCUUGAUCUUUCUACAAAUUAUCUCAAUGGAACUUUGCCUCUUUCUAUAGCUAAUUUGACUCAAGUUUAUGAGCUUGAUGUUUCAAGAAACGAUGUGUCUGGUAUAUUAGACCGUCGUUUGUUUCCUGAUGGCACUGAUAAGCCCAGUUCUGGGCUUAUCAGUAUCAGGAAUCUACUUUUCCAAGAUACCCUUUUGGGCGGUCGAUUACCAAACGAAAUAGGGAACAUAAAAAACUUGACUAUACUAGCACUUGAUGGAAACAAUUUCUUUGGUCCUAUUCCUUCAUCUUUAGGAAACUGUAAACAUUUAAGCAUUCUAAGAUUGAAUGAAAACCAAUUAUCUGGCUCAAUACCACCAAGUAUUGGCAAAUUGACCAACCUAACUGAUGUAAGGUUUUUCACCAAUAACCUAAAUGGCACCGUGCCACAAGAAUUUGGAAACCUUUCAUCUUUGGUUGUUUUACAUCUUGCUGAGAACAAUUUCAUUGGUGAGUUACCACCUCAAGUUUGCAAAAGUGGCAAACUUUUGAAUUUCAGUGCAUCCUUUAACAGUUUCACUGGUCCAAUUCCAAUAAGUCUUAGAAACUGCCCUUCUUUGUAUAGAGUUAGACUUGAAUACAACCAGUUAACCGGUUACGCAGAUCAAGAUUUUGGAGUUUAUCCAAAUCUUACUUACAUGGAUUUCAGCUAUAAUGCGGUCCAAGGUGGUUUAUCUUCUAAAUGGGGAUCCUGUAAAAACUUGCAAUACCUGAGUUUGGCUGGUAAUUCAGUGAAUGGAAAAAUUCCCAGUGAGAUUUUUCAAUUGGAACAAUUACAAGAGCUUGAUCUAUCCUAUAACCAAUUAUCAGGAACUAUUCCUCCACAAAUUGGAAAUGCUUCAAAUUUGUAUCAAUUAAAUUUGGGUGGAAAUAGGCUUUCUGGUAAGAUACCAAUUGAAAUUGGAAAGCUUUCAAAUUUGCAAUACUUAGACCUUUCAAUGAAUUCGUUUUUAGGAGAAAUUCCAAUUCAGAUAGGUGAUUGUUCCAAUUUGCUGAAUUUAAAUUUGAGUAACAAUCACUUGAAUGGCUCAAUUCCUUUCCAAAUUGGAAACCUUGGAUCAUUACAAGACUUUUUGGAUUUGAGUUACAAUUCAUUUUCAGGGGAAAUUCCAUCUAAUAUUGGUAAGCUUUCAAAUUUGAUAAGCUUGAAUAUCUCAAACAACAAUUUGUCAGGUAAAGUACCUAAUCAAAUCAGUGGAAUGUUGAGUUUGUCAAGUCUCAACCUCUCUUACAAUCAUUUGGAGGGGAAUGUUCCUAAGAGUGGCAUUUUCAAAUUAAACUCUUCUCAUGCACUUGACUUGAGCAACAACCAAGAUCUAUGUGGUAGUUUCAAGGGUUUGAUACCUUGUAAUGUUUCAUCAAGUGAACCAAGUGAUGGAGGAAGUAACAAAAAAAAGGUUGUGAUUCCAAUCGUUGCUUCUUUAGGAGGUGCGCUUUUUCUUUCAUUGGUAAUUGUUGGCGUAAUUUUGUUAUGCUACAAGAAAAAAUCAAGAACUUUACGAAAGUCUUCCUUUAAGAUGCCAAAUCCAUUUUCAAUUUGGUACUUCAAUGGAAGAGUUGUAUAUAGCGACAUAAUUGAAGCUACCAACAAUUUCGACAACAAGUAUUGCAUUGGCGAAGGCGCGUUUGGAAAUGUUUACAAAGCCGAACUGAAAGGAGGUCAAAUAUUUGCGGUGAAAAAGCUGAAAUGUGAUGAAGAAAACUUAGACACCGAGAGUAUAAAAACAUUUGAAAGUGAGGUUGAAGCUAUGACAGAAACAAGGCACAGAAACAUUGUGAAGCUUUAUGGAUUUUGUUGUGAAGGGAUGCACACAUUUCUUGUUUAUGAGUAUAUGGAUCGAGGGAGUUUAGAGGAUAUGUUGAUUGAUGAUAAGAGAGCAUUAGAGCUUGAUUGGUCUAAACGGUUUGAGAUUGUUAAAGGUGUUGCGAGUGCUCUCUCUUAUAUGCAUCAUGAUUGUUCUCCAGCUUUGAUUCAUAGAGAUAUAUCAAGCAAGAAUGUUUUGUUAUCGAAAAAUCUUGAAGCUCAUGUCUCAGAUUUUGGUACUGCAAGGUUUCUUAAGCCAAAUUCGCCUAUUUGGACUUCAUUUGCCGGCACAUAUGGUUAUGCUGCUCCAGAGCUUGCUUACACAAUGGCAGUGACUGAAAAAUGUGAUGUAUUCAGCUUUGGUGUUUUAGCAUUUGAGAUUCUAACAGGAAAGCACCCUAGUGAUCUUGUUUCUUACAUACAAACAUCAAAUGAUCAAAAGAUUGACUUCAAAGAAAUUUUAGACCCUCGUUUACCUUCUCCUCCAAAGAACAUUUUGAAGGAAUUGGCAUUGGUUGCAAAUUUAGCUCUUUCUUGUUUACAUACACACCCUCAAUCAAGACCUACUAUGAGAAGUGUAGCACAAUUUCUAGAAAUGGAGAGCACAUAAAAUUCUUAGUUGAAGUCCUUUACUGUUUUCCAUUGGUCCAUUUGCAUGUAUAUCUAGACACUAGUUAAUGUUAAUUAUAUCAUAGUGAUUGUAAUUGCCUUUCUUAAAUGGCACCAUAUAUAUUGAAAUGAAUGGAAACUUUAGAUUUAUGCAAGGCCAUUGGAUAUGGAUAUGAUUAACUUUUGUUUUCACUAAUUAUUUUAAAGAUUGACAACAUUAUUUCA